AUGGCGACAAGCUCCACCAUGAGGAAGCCUGAGACGGCAGGAAUUCCGUUCAGAAAGAAUCUUGCGGCACACGUCAUCUGCAGCGAGUGCAAGGAAGUGCCUCCCAACCUGGAAUUCGAUUCUCACCAAACCACCUGCGGUAGCUGUGGUCUGGUCCUUGGAGACCGUGGCAUUGAUAUGGGAUCCGAAUGGCGCACUUUCUCGAACGAUGACCAGAAUUCGGAUGACCCUUCGCGUGUCGGUGAUGUCAGUAACCCGCUACUGAACGGUGAUCAAUUGGAAACUUCCAUUGCCAGCGGUGCCACCGGUCGUUCGCGCGACCUUUAUCGUGCCCAGAACAAGCAGUCCAACGACAAGCAGAACAAGGCCCUGAUGCAGGCAUACAAGGAGAUUGGCGCCAUGUGUGAAGGUUUCAACAUCCAAAAGAAUGUGGCUGACAUGGCCAAGUUCCUUUUCAAAACCGUCGACGACGCCAAGGCCUUCAAGGGCAAGUCACAAGACGUCUUGAUCGCCGGCUGCAUCUUCAUCGCCUGUCGCAAGUGCAAGGUUCCCCGUUCUUUCUCCGAGAUCUUCGCUGUCACUAAGGUUAGCCGCAAGGAGAUCGGCCGCAUCUACAAAUCCCUGGAGAAGUUCUUCACCCAGAACGACGAGGCCCGCAAGGCGGCUGUUGUUGCAAGUGGUGGCACCCCCGACAACGUGGUGUAUGAGACCACCACCUCGACUAAGCCUAGCGACAUGUGCAACCGUUUCUGCAAUCUGCUUCGGCUUGGAUAUCCUCUCCCUCGUGUCUCUGUGGAGCUUUCGGACCGAGUUACCGCCUCUGGUAUCCUCGCUGGUCGCUCUCCACUGUCGAUUGUGGCUGCCUGCAUCUACAUGGCCUCUCACUUGAUGGGACAGGGCAAGUCUCCCAAGGAGAUCUCCCAGAUUGUCCAUGUCAGUGAUGGAACCAUCCGGGGUGCCUACAAGCAUCUUUAUGCGGCCCGUGAGCGUCUUAUCGACCCCUCUUGGAUUGAGAAGGACAAGGGCGACAUGAGCCGACUCCCUGCGGCUUGA
Penicillium diatomitis is the source of this 1053-nucleotide messenger RNA. Its product is annotated as transcription factor SUA7. Gene Ontology annotation, biological process: transcription preinitiation complex assembly; transcription initiation at RNA polymerase II promoter. Gene Ontology annotation, cellular component: transcription preinitiation complex; nucleus. NCBI's taxonomy places the organism in Eukaryota, Fungi, Ascomycota, Eurotiomycetes, Eurotiales, Aspergillaceae. Bases 1 to 1053 code for a protein of 350 amino acids. Gene Ontology annotation, molecular function: RNA polymerase II general transcription initiation factor activity; TBP-class protein binding. The transcript has a single exon. The record is from RefSeq and is a predicted model, not a curated record.